ACAGCCUCAAUGCUCGUACUCGUGUGUUCCAUUGAUCAUACCUAGACUGUCACAGCACCCCGUAACACAAUCUUACACAGAGACCCCGAGAUAUACGGACUUCGGCAUCUAAUCUGUAAUCCAUGAAAGCCUCCAGCGCCCUCCGAUCUACUGCUACUCGUAUCCGAGUGGCUUCCCCACUCUACAAAAGAGGCGCCUUCUCCCCGCGCUCUCUCUCUUCUUCCCAUCAUCCGUCCGCAACCAGAUUCUUCGGUAGCAGCACUUCCCUCUCCUCCCACGCCGCCGCUGCCUCCAACAACAUGACGACCGGCUCGUUCAAAUACAUCGACCGAUCCUCGUUCGUCGACAGCGAUGUCGCGUUCGUCAAGCCCUGGGCCAAGGUCGAUGGACCGGGCUACUCGUUCAAAUUGGCGGAUUACGAACGUCCCGUCGAGAACCUCCGAGGGCAAGAGUCAAAAUUCAACACCGACAACGCCGGCUUUGCGGUGUACACGUAUCCCGCCCGGGAAAAGUCCUUCACGGACGACGCGGCCGUGCGAGAAGGGUACUACGCAGAGGUGGAGAAACUUCUCCGCGACAAACUGCCCGGCGUGAAGAAGGUGGUGUUGUUUGACCAUACGAUCCGGCGGCGGGAAAAGGCGUCUCCCCGUCAACCCGUACAGCAAGUCCACGUCGACCAGACACCCCGCGCGGCAGAGGCCAGAGUGCGCCGGCACCUACCCGCGGCCGAAGCCGAGGAGCUCCUGAAAGGCCGAUACCAGAUCGUCAACGUGUGGCGGCCGAUCGCCAACAAGGCCUCCGACUUCCCUCUCGCCCUGAUAGACUGGAGGACGACGUCUCCCGAGGAUUUUGUGAAGGUCGAUCUCCUCUACCCCAAGCGCCAAGCCACCAACGGCGUUCAAGACGACGAUGACCGGGGCAAGGAAGUCCUCCCGGAUCCCACCUCGGCCAGUUCGACCGAGGGAUACGAGGUGAAGGGAGAAACGUACUCCGUCGCGCCCAACGAGAGUCACAAAUAUUACUACGUGAAGGACAUGUCACCGGACGAGGUCUUGUUCAUCAAGUGUUUCGACUCUGUCAGCCAGAAUGUCGGGGGCACAAAGGGCCUGAGUGACGGAACACCUCAUACUGCCUUUGUUGAUCCGCAAACGAGCCCCGACGCACCUGGCCGUCAAAGUAUCGAGGUUAGAGCUUUGGUGUUUUACGAAUAAACCCAUUGACAACUUCGCGUCUGCAACCUUUUCAUUGAAAAAGACCUCGGGGGCAUUUCAUGACUUUCGAGACUAGCAUUGUUGAAGUUUGGGCAUGGUGUAUAUUUCAGCGAUUGUUGUUUUCAAGAACAAUACUUGGAUUUCUUCACAUUCUGGUCCAGUUGCUUCUCUGGCUUGUACUCCUUACUCGUAAUUUCCACUUUUCAAUUCGUGCUCGUAUGGAUACGAGGACACCAAUUAACAUUCGAGAAAGCUUGACAAUUUUGGGACGAACUAAAGAGACGGACCGCGUGUGUAUAUUGGAAUUAGCUAGAUUUACACAAAAGAAUGAUUGACACAAGGGUCAGGCAUCACGGGAAUGUAACCGGAACCAGAACAAAAUUAUACUGCAUACAUAAUAG
This is a messenger RNA of Exophiala oligosperma, 1612 nucleotides long. RefSeq lists its product as uncharacterized. Gene Ontology annotation, molecular function: oxidoreductase activity. The transcript has a single exon. Lineage: Eukaryota; Fungi; Ascomycota; Eurotiomycetes; Chaetothyriales; Herpotrichiellaceae. The record is from RefSeq and is a predicted model, not a curated record. The coding region runs from base 123 to 1211 and encodes 362 amino acids.